Messenger RNA from Phytophthora nicotianae INRA-310, 261 nucleotides. RefSeq lists its product as hypothetical. The transcript has a single exon. NCBI's taxonomy places the organism in Eukaryota, Oomycota, Peronosporomycetes, Peronosporales, Peronosporaceae. The coding region runs from base 1 to 261 and encodes 86 amino acids. The record is from RefSeq and is a predicted model, not a curated record.
AUGCUGUGGUAUUCGUACGAGGUAUUGCCAUGGGUCCCGACAACGGCUGAUUGGUGUUCAGAGGUCGCUGCACUGGAUGAGCGCGAGCCAUGGCGCAACUGUUGGAUCGACGUUCCCAGCGAGCACCCAUUCAACACUGCCUACGUGCCGUGCAACGCCAACGCUGAGCUGUUCGUGCCCUGCGGUCUGAUCGAGGAGGAGGUCGGCCGAGCAGUCGUUGUGGAUGAGGAACUAGCAGCUACGGAUAUUUCUCCAUCAUGA